Messenger RNA from Anas platyrhynchos (mallard), 5425 nucleotides. Lineage: Eukaryota; Metazoa; Chordata; Aves; Anseriformes; Anatidae. The record is from RefSeq and is a predicted model, not a curated record.
CAGAGUGCACCCCCUGUAAUUCAGCAGGUACUGUAAAGCGGGAGUGGGGGUGGGUUAGAGAAGUGUUGGCUACAGCAGAAGGUGUUGCUGUCAUCAAAAGGAUCUGGAGAACCUGGAGAAAUGGGCUGACAGGACCCUCAUGGAGUUCCACAAGAAAAAGUGCAAAGUCCUUCACCUGGGGAGGAACAAUGCCAUGUUCCAGGAAAGCAGGCUGGUGGAAAAGGCUCUGGGGGUCCCAGUGGAUACCAAGUUGAACAUGUGCCAGCAGCAUGCCCUUGCCAUAAAGCAGCCUAAUGAUGGUUGAAUCAGCAGAGUCCCUUGAACAGGUCAAGGGAAUAUCUCAAACAGCCCAAGGCAAGCCAUACUUCCCCUCAGUUCACCACUUGUGAGACCAGACCCUGUUUAGUGUUUUAGAGCUGGAAGGGAUCUAGUUCGCAACCCUUAACCCUUGUUUCCUGGAGACUAAACCUGCACUUGACACUGGCCUUGCAAAUAACCCUCUAAAAUUGAGUCAGAUAUAUGUUUUCCUCUACACUUCCAAAAUAAAUAAAUAAAUAAGCAGAUAAAUUGAAUGAAAGAAACCAAAGACUGCAUCAUUCGGGAAAUGAUAUGUUUCACCUCAGUCGAAAUCUCUUCUGAAGUGAGUAGAAAUCGGCGCUUCAGACUGUCUCGUUAAGUUCUUUGUCUUGUUAAAUUCUUUUUCUCCUUAAAUUCUUUCUCCUGCUUGUUGUAAUUGGCUUCGCAAAUUACCCUCUAAUAGGAAAUCAGAUGUAUGUUUUUCUUCAUCCCUCAAAGGAAAAAUAAGAGAUAAAAUCAAGAAAGUAAAGUUUCUUUCCUUCAGGCAAUUUGUUUCAUCUCGGAGAAUAUCUUUUCUGAAUCACCUCAUUAGUAGGGUUUGGCUCUUUAAAUUGGCGCGUUAAGUACUUUGUUCUUUGGCUCCUUAAUUAAUUUGUCCUCCUUGUUAGGGAACGCUGUGGACCCCACCCUGUCUUUUCUGGGAUAUAACACAAGGGUGAGAUUGGGCAGACAAAGAUCAUUCUCAUGGUAAUGCCUGGUUUCUAAGGUAAAUGAACAAGUAUUUCCCAAAGAAAUGUUAAAACCUGGUCUCCCAGUUUUGUCCCAUUGCUUUCCUUCCCACUUACUCUAGCUUCUCCAUGAGACAAGAGUUCAGUCUGACAUGAUUAUUCGUGGGUUUAGUUCCAUGGUGUUUGAAAGCUCUCAUUCUACGUUUUCCGUUUCUCAUUUCCUUUAUGAGUUGUGUUGGAGCAUGGUGUUACCUAUUCCCCUGAAGAAGGACAGUCACCACAGGCAGAACAUGUUUUUGGAAUAGUGGUGGUAUGGCACUGAACAUUUGGAAAAGCUCACGCUGCUUUGCGCUGCAGUCAUACGCUGCAUCACGGCCACGCAGGACACGCUUUCCUGUAAAGGUGAAAUGAAAAGAACGCUCGAACACCGGCGUUUGUGAAAGGCUGAGUCGGCGGCCAGGAGCGCGUCCCGUCCCGGAGCAGUCCCGCCGCAGGCCGCAGGGUGGUGCUCGUGGCCAAGGCGGCGGCGAGCGGCUGCGAGCGGGGAGGCGGCCGAGCCCAGCGCAGCGCAGCGCAGCGCAGCCGGGAGGCGGCGGCGAGCGGUCGUCCGCGGCGUCCUCCGCAGCAGCCGCUGCCGGUCCCGGAGUGCCGCGCUGCGGGCCGCCAGCCGAGCUCGGCGAGAGGGAGAGAGGGAGGCCGCGAGGGAGGGCGCCCGCCCUUGGCGCCGCGCUGCUGCCGGGCGCCGCUUCCCGCGGAGGACUGCGGCAGACGGAGGGUGUCCGCCGCCCCGCCAUGGCGUCUGCAAGGCAAGUGCUUUGUCUGUGUGCUUUGCUGUGCGUGCCGCGCGUUCGCUGCGAGCCCAUCCGCUACUCCGUAGCCGAGGAGGGGGAGAGCGGCUCCGUGGUGGCCAACGUGGCGGAGGACGCGGGGCUGACGCCGGCGCAGCUGUCGGCUCGCCGGGCACGCAUUGCCUCCGCGGACGGCCGGCAGCAUUUUCGCUUAGAGCGCGCCACCGGCCGCCUCGUCCUGGCGGAGCGGCUCGAUCGCGAGGAGAUGUGCGGCCGCUCGCUUACCUGCACGCUCGCCUUCGAGCUCCUGCUGGAAAACCCGCUGCAGUUCUUUCGUGUCGAGGUGGCCGUGGAGGACGUCAACGACCACUCGCCGGUCUUUCCCGAGGAACGAGUCACUCUUCAGAUCCCGGAAACCAGCGACCCUGGCUCGCGUUUCCCUGUGGAGGCGGCUCAGGACCUGGACGUUGGCAGCAACAGCAUCCAGGCUUACACCAUCGCUCCCGAGAACGAGUACUUCAGUGUUUCCUUUAAGCAUCCGAGAAAAAAGUUUAUAGAAUUGGUAUUGGAGAAGCCUCUAGACAGGGAGGAGCAGCCAGAGCUGCUUUUCAGUCUCAUUGCUACAGACGGUGGCUCUCCACCUAGGAGCGGGACUGCCCAAAUCCACAUCGUAGUUCUAGACGCAAAUGACAACGCUCCCACCUUUAGUCAGGACGUUUAUGUUGGUCAGGUUUUGGAAAGUGCCCCAGCAGGCUCUGUGGUUCUCGGAGUUGUAGCCACCGAUCCAGACGUGGGACUGAAUGGUGACAUCACCUAUAGGUUCAGCCAGUCAGUGGGUGAGAACCAAUUGCCCUUCACAAUUGAUUCCAUGAGUGGUGAAAUUCGUGUCACAAAGCCCCUGGAUUUUGAGACCACACAGAAAUAUGAUCUCAGUGUACAGGCAACUGAUGGUGGGGGUCUCUCAGGCAUGUGCAAUGCAGUGGUGGAGGUGAUGGAUGUGAAUGAUAAUGCACCGGAACUGGUGAUCAGUUCCUUCAGCAGCCCCCUCCUCGAGAACACAGAGCCUGGGACAGUGGUAGCAGUAUUUGCUGUGAGAGACCGGGAUUCUGGUGUGAAUGGGGAGAUCAGCUGUGGUCUUGAAGACCAGCUCUCCUUCUCCCUGAGGCCAGCCUAUAAGAAUUACUAUGAGUUAGUGACAGCGACCACAUUGGACCGGGAGGAGACAGCUCAGUACCUUGUGGUCAUCACAGCGGCAGACACAGGCUCUCCUCCUCUCACCACUACCCAAACAUUCACUGUGGACAUUUCCGAUGUCAAUGACAAUGCCCCCGUCUUCAACCAGACAUCGUACACCAUGUAUGUGCGAGAGAACAAUAUCCCUGGAGUGCUUGUUGGGGCUGUCAGUGCAGCGGACUCAGAUGCAGGACCCAAUGCCAAGGUGACCUAUUCCCUGAGGCCUGUGCACCCCACUGAGCAGGACCCCUGCUCCUGCAUCUCCGUGAACUCAGAGAACGGACAUGUGUUUGUGCUGCGUCCACUGGACUAUGAGCAGCUGAGGCAGCUUGAGGUGCUGGUGAGUGCCACUGAUGCAGGGUCCCCUCCCCUCAGCACCAACAUCACCGUCCGCCUCCAUGUCGUGGAUGAGAACGACAAUGCCCCACUGGUGUUGCACCCUGCUCAGGACAGCAGCCCGCCAUCCAGUGAGCUGGUGCCAGCGUCAGCUGAGGUGGGGGACCUGGUCACCAAAGUGGUGGCCGUUGAUGCGGACUCUGGUCAGAACUCGUGGCUUUCCUUCCACCUGCUGAGGGCCACAGACCCCGGGCUGUUUGCUGUGGGUAGCCAAAAUGGGGAGGUGCGUCUGAGGAGGCCAGUGACAGAGAGGGAUGCAGUGAAGCAGAAGCUCGAGGUGCUGGUGCGUGACAAUGGGCAGCCACCUCUGUCGGCCACUGCAGCACUGAACGUACUCCUGCUCAACGGCCUCUCACAGGAACACCUGCCACAGCAGGAGCUGGCUGUGCAGGAUGAAGACAGCUCCCUGACAAUCUAUUUAAUCGUUUCACUGGUCUUUGUCUCCCUCCUCUUCCUCACAUCUGUCGCAGCCUUUGUUGCUUGCAAGGUGUGCAAGAGAAAGGAGCUGAAAGGAGGGCACAUGCUGUAUGGCACGGGUAACUUGCCUAGCAGUCUUGCUGCUGGGGCUGCUGCUGGGACCCUUCCCCACGCCUAUUGCUACGAGAUCAACCUUACCACGGGGUCGGGCAGCAGCGAGUUCAAGUUCCUGAAGCCCAUCCUCCCCAGUGUGCCACCACAGCACUCUGGCACAGGCAGGGGUGUUGGUGACACAGAGGAUUUCCCUCCCAUCCAGAACUCCAUGGGGGAUGCAGCCCUGGACAUCUCUGGUACACCAUCUGUUGGACACUUUAAUGGCCUUCCCUUUAACUAGGCCUGAAUCCACACAGUGAAAGGCUUCAUGCCUUGGAGCUGGAAGGGAUCUGGCUAAAGGAAUUCGGUCUUGUUUCCUGGAGGUUAAAACUGCCUUUGUAAUUUUCUUCACAAGUGAUCCUCUAACACUAAGUAAGAUAUAUGUUUUUCUUCACCCCUCCAAAAAGGUUCGGAAUUAAAUAAUGUAAGAAAACCAAGGCUUUCUGCUCAUGCAAUGAUGUGUUUCAGCUCUGAUACUGAGUUCUCCAAAGUGCUUCAUGAGCAAGGUUUGAUCCUGGCUCUCUGGCUAAAUGCUUGUCAUUAGGAAAAACCUUGACAAUCACCCUGUCUUAUUCUGUGCUGAAACAUAAUGUUGAGGCUGGGCAGAUAACAGUGCAGUAUAACCCGGCUCACUUUACUGCAGGGAAGAAAGAUGUUAGCCCUGUGUAUCACUGCAGUGGAAGUGCUUCUCUCUUUCUUUGCUGAGUCCUGGAUCUCUCUGUGUGAGUCAUGUUGGCACCAUGUGUUUUUGCACUGUGUGGUCUUCCACCUCAGUUGGCUUGAACCAUGUAUUUUACUGGGUUCUGCCAUCUCUUCUUCUGCAGGGUACAGCAAAUACAUGCAGAGCCAGACUUUGCAGUGGUCCAUGUGCUUGGGAGUGACUCAGAACUAUAGCAGGACUAAUGAUUCCAACAUAGACACUACUUAUACAUAGCUAUGACCCUGAUCAUUGUGUUUGCGUGGAUGGCAAGGCAUCUUGAUUCAUUGCCUCAGAGGACAUUUGUCUACAAGGCAGAAGAAAGAUAGACUUUAAAACAGAAUUUCCUUUAUUUGUGUCAUUGUUUUCAUUUAUUCUUGAAGGGGUUCCUCAAUGAAAGGGAAGUGCUAUCAUGGUCUGGUUUUCCAGGUUUUUGUUAGAAUGCUUGCAUCUUCUUUUUUUUCCCUUUCUCCUUUGUCUGUGUAUUUAAGCAUUGUCGUACAAAUUCCCCUUAAGAAGGACUGACACCCAAACUGUAACAAUGGGUUUUUGGAAAGAAGGUGUUCUGGGACUGGAUACAUAGACACCCUUAUGUUCUGUUGUGCUGCAUUAUACACUGUAUCAUUUUUAAGCUGGUAUACCUUUGUCUGUAAAAGUGAAAUGGAAUGAAUGCCCGAGUGCCAUUCUGGCAAUAAAAAGGAUGCUGUUGUCCAGGG